CGGCUUUCAGCAAGCACAUGCGAUGCAACGCCUAGCUUAGCAUAGCGGCGGGUCCUCGGGAAAUGUUUUAUAUCUUAACAUAUUUUAGAAUCCGUCCGAUUCGUUUACGAUCAUGUAUGUCGAUUUAUAAUGCAUAUUAUCAAAAAAGAAAAACCGAGAGUGCUCACUGCAGGCGGCGUGACGUCAGCUCUAUAGUCAGCUGGCCCUCCAUCUGAGCCGAGAGAGAGAGACCCCCCCCGUAGCGCAGUGAGACAGCACCUCCGCCCGGCUCGCCGCACCCCAUCCUCGGCCACCUGCACAACAUGACGCGCCGCGUCUCCUCUGGGCUCGGCCGGCGGACGCAGUAGGACCGGGACAUAUCGGCCACAGGCCCUUCUAUUUAUUCUUCUCGUAUUUAUUUAAUUUAUUUCUAUAUUUAUUUAUUUAUUUCGCUGUAAUGGCUGGGUUCCAUGGUUGCGGCUGCUGAGCGGCAGGUGCAUCGUCGAGGCCGUUCUCCUGGUUCGAGUAUGGACUCUCCGAGGCCCGAGCCCCAGCCCGGCCGUCCACCAGCGCAUUUCUCCCGGAAGAAUCGGCUGUUCGCAACGCGAGGACAACCGUAGCAGGGUGCGCCAGCGGCGGUGUUAGUGGUGGUCGAGGGGGGGCCCGUCACAUCAACACACAGCAGCGGAUACGUUCAUCAGCGGGUUCAAGGUUAUGGAGCUAAACGGGAGCGGUGAUUGGUGUUAUUUGCGGCGUCCUGAAGUGUUUUUGUGUGUCUAGAUAAGGGCUGUAUUUCGCAGCACCGUUGGCGUUGACUUUACGAGAAACACUCCCGAUCGGUUAAGCCUCUACAGGCAGAGACACCCCGUGGAAUAGGUCGCCAUCUCGCCCGGCGGACAAGAUGAUGGACCUCCAGAUCGACGAGGUGGUGUACCAGGACGACUACGGCUCCGUGUCCGUGAUGUCGGAGCGCGUGUCGGGCCUGGCCAACAGCAUCUACCGGGAGUUCGAGCGGCUGAUCCGCAGCUACGACGAGGAGGUGGUGAAGGAGUUGAUGCCGCUGGUUGUCAACGUGCUGGAGAACCUGGACGGCGUGCUGACGGAGAACCAGGAGCACGAGGUGGAGCUGGAGCUUCUGAAGGAGGACAACGAGCAGCUCAUCACGCAAUACGAGCGGGAGAAGGCGCUGCGGAAGCAAGCGGAGGAGAAAUUCAUCGAGUUUGAGGAUGCCCUGGAGGCAGAGAAGAAGGACCUGCAGGUGCAGGUGGAGGUCCUGGAGCUGACGGGGAAACAGCUGGAGCUCAAGACCAAGAACUACUCGGACCAGAUCACGCGUCUGGAGGAGCGGGAGUCGGACAUGAAGAAGGAGUACAACUCACUGCACCAGCGCCACACCGAGAUGAUCCAGACCUACGUGGAGAACAUCGAGCGGACCAAGAUGCAGCAGGUCGGGGGCCACGGCCAGCCCGAGGGCCCGGGCUCCGGACGCAUUCAUCGGGCGUCCUGGAAGAAGAGCAGCAAAGCGGACCGGCCCCCAUCGCUCAGCCUGUACCCCGGCGCAGAGGGCAUGGUACGUGGGGGUCCUGGGGGGGCUCAGACCGGGUCCGGGAAAGACUCGUGGCCGGGCCAGCCGUGCCCGCCCAACUCCGGCCCGGGCUACCAGGAGGACGGCUCGGAGUCCGACUCGGUGGCGGCCACGCCCAGCAGCGCGGGCAGCAAGUCGAACACGCCCACGUCCUCGGUGCCCUCGGCCUCCGUCACGCCGCUCAACGAGGGCUUCCCCGCCCACGGGGACCUCGACGCCAUGAGGGCCGGGAACGCACGCAAGGGCGGAGCCAAGAGGCUGAGCCGCAACAUGGAGGUGCAGGUCUCCCAGGAGACACGCAACGUCAGCAUCGGGAUGGGCCGCAGUGAGGAGUGGUCCGAGUUCCAGGAGAUCAUCGACUCCACGCCGGAGCUGGACAUGUGUGUUGACCCCCGCAUGUACGGAGGAGGAAACAGCCCCUCCCAGGGCAUCGUGAACGAGGCGUUCGGCAUCAACACGGACUCUCUGUACCACGAGAUCAAAGACGCCAAGUCGGACAUCAUCGGAGACGUGGACGCAGGCGCGGAGCUACUGGGGGAGUUCUCAGUCCGGGAUGAUUUCUUCGGGAUGGGCAAGGAGGUGGAGAACCUGCUGACGGAGAACAAACAGCUGCUGGAGACCAAGAACGCUCUGAACAUCGUGUCCAACGACCUCAUCGCCAAGGUGGACGAGCUGUCCGGGGAGCAGGCCUCGCUGAGGGAGGAGCUAGAGGCCGUCCGGCUGGCCCGCAGCAAGCUGGACGCCCGCGUCAAGGAGCUGGAGGAGGAGCUCAAGAGGCUGAGGGCCGAGGCACUGGGGGCCUCCCAGGAGGGCAAGGACGAGGCCGGAGACGACUACUCGUCCCCCAUGCAGGACGGGGACGUGUCCAUGACCCAGCGGCGGCGCUUCACGCGGGUGGAGAUGGCCCGCGUGCUGAUGGAGCGCAACCAGUACAAGGAGAGACUGAUGGAGCUGCAGGAGGCCGUCCGCUGGACCGAGAUGAUCAGGGCCUCCCGGGAGAGUCCGGCCAUCCAGGAGAAGAAGAAGUCCACCAUCUGGCAGUUCUUCGCCCGUCUGUUCAGCACCUCGUCCAGCCCCCCCCCUGUGAAGCGGCCGUACUACAGCGUCAACAUCCACUACAAGUCUCCGUCGCCGGCCGGCUUCCCCCAGCGCCGCAGCCACACCAUGUGCCAGAUCUCCACCUCCAACCGCACCCUGGAGUUCUUCCCCGAAGAGCUGGCCAGUAACGGUGUUGCGUCUCUCCUCAGCGACUCUGCGCUGUCGGCGCGGCGGGAGCAGCGGCGGGAGCAGUACCGGCAGGUCAGGGAGCACAUGAGGAGGGACGACGGCAUCAUGCAGGCCUGUGGCUGGAGCGUUCCCUCCCGCCUCAAACAGCCCCUCCCUCAGAUUGAGAGUGCACCGGCCGGACCGCUGAAGACCCAACAGCCAACCAAUGAGAAAGAAGACAACCGAAUGAAGAAUGUGCCCGUUCCUGUGUACUGUCGCCCCCUGGUGGAGAAGGACCCCAACAGAAAGCUGUGGUGCGCGGCUGGCGUGGACCUGACCGGCUGGACGGUGGGCAGUCAGGACGCGCUGGCGCUGAAGGGGGGCGGAGCCGACCCCCUGACCUCUGAGGGCGGCGGGAGCAGCCACGGCUCCCCGGAGAAGAGGAGGCCCCCCUCUGACCCCCUGCGCCCCCAGUCCAGGGAGCUGCAGGCGGUGGACCCCCUGGGGUCCCGGGUCUGGAUCCUGACCAGCACCCACUCAGCCAGUAAGGUGGUGAUCAUCGACGCCAACCAGCCCGGCUCGCUGGUCGACCAGUUCAACGUGUGCAACGCCCACGUGCUCUGCAUCUCCAGUGUGCCAGCGGCCAGCUCCAGCGACUACCCGGCGGGGGAGAUCGUGCUGGAGGCGGGCGACGGGGGCGGGGCUAGCGAGGAGGCGGGGGGAGUGGAGGGUAUGUUGGCGGGCAUCACUCUAGUGGGCUGUGCCACUCACUGCAGCGUGGCCCGCAGCAACUGCUCCUCGCGCACAGACACCCCCAUACUAGACAAGGGACAAGCGCCCAUCGCCCCCAUCGCCAACGGGAAGCUGCCCCCGCCCUCGGCGCCGUCGGCCGAGGAGGCGCUGGAGGCCACCGAGGUCCCGGAGCCCCCCCCCAGCCUGGAGGCCCGGCCCGGGCCCCUGGGGCCCUUCACCGAGCACGUCUUCACCGACCCCCCGCCCCGCCUGGGGGACGCUGGCGACCGGACGGUCCCGUCCAAAGAAGACCCUUCGGCCCCCCCGGACACCGAGGAGGGGGGCGAGGACGCCAAGAACUGCACCAGCGUGGCCCCCACCAUGUGGCUGGGGGCCCAGAACGGCUGGCUCUAUGUCCACUCUGCGGUCGGUAACUGGAAGAAGUGUCUCCACUCCAUCAAACUCAAGGACUCAGUGCUGAGCUUGGUGCAUGUGAAGGGGCGUGUCCUGGUUGCCCUCGCAGAUGGGACCCUCGCCAUCUUCCAUCGCGCUGAGGACGGGCAGUGGGACCUCUCCAACUACCACCUGAUGGACCUGGGCCGCCCCCACCACUCAAUCCGCUGCAUGGCCGUGGUCCACGACAAGGUGUGGUGCGGCUACAAGAACAAGAUCCACGUCAUCCAGCCCAAGAGCAUGCAGAUCGAGAAGUCGUUUGACGCCCACCCCCGCCGGGAGAGCCAGGUGCGGCAGCUGGCCUGGAUCGGGGAUGGGGUCUGGGUCUCCAUCCGGCUGGACUCCACGCUGCGGCUGUACCACGCGCUCACACACCAGCACCUCCAGGACGUGGACAUAGAGCCCUACGUCAGCAAGAUGCUGGGCACCGGCAAGCUGGGCUUCUCCUUCGUGCGCAUCACGGCGCUCCUGAUUGGAGGGAACCGGCUGUGGGUGGGGACGGGGAACGGCGUGGUCAUCUCCAUCCCGCUCACCGAGACUGUAGUCCUCCACCGGGGACAGCUGCUGGGUCUGAGGGCCAAUAAGGUGUCGCCGACUUCGUCCGGCGGCGUGAUCCACGUGUACGGCGACGACAGCUCGGAGAAGAGCAGCGGCGGCAGCUUCAUCCCGUACUGCUCCAUGGCGCAGGCGCAGCUCUGCUUCCACGGCCACCGAGACGCCGUCAAGUUCUUUGUGUCGGUGCCAGGCAACGUGCUGGCCACCCUGAACGGCAGCGUGCUGGACAGCCCGUCGGAGGGCCAAGGGUCCUCAGCCCCCCCGGAGACGGAGGCCCAGAGCGUGCAGAACGUCCUGGUGCUCAGCGGGGGCGAGGGCUACAUCGACUUCCGCAUCGGCGACGGGGAGGACGAUGAGACGGAGGAGGGCGGCGGGGAGGCGGGCCCGGCGCCGCAGAUGAAGCCGGCGCUGUGCAAGGCGGAGCGUAGCCACAUCAUCGUGUGGCAGGUGUCCUACGUCCCCGAGUGACCUGCACCUCCUCCACCCAGCUCCUCCUCCUCCACCCGGCUCCUCCUCCUCCACCCAGCUCCACCUCCUCCACCAGCUCCUCCUCCUCCUCCACCCAGCUCCACCUCCUCCAGCUGCUCCUCCUCCACCCAGCUCCUCCUCCUCCACCCAGCUCCUCCUCC
Gadus morhua (Atlantic cod) is the source of this 5139-nucleotide messenger RNA. It is a transcript of the gene mapk8ip3, whose product is annotated as mitogen-activated protein kinase 8 interacting protein 3. Gene Ontology annotation, biological process: vesicle-mediated transport. Gene Ontology annotation, cellular component: cytoplasm. The record is from RefSeq and is a predicted model, not a curated record. NCBI's taxonomy places the organism in Eukaryota, Metazoa, Chordata, Actinopteri, Gadiformes, Gadidae. The transcript has 34 exons. Bases 881 to 4978 code for a protein of 1365 amino acids. Gene Ontology annotation, molecular function: MAP kinase scaffold activity; JUN kinase binding; signaling receptor complex adaptor activity.